AGUUGAUGUAACUUGGAGAAAACGGUAGAUCUCUUCCAUCAAGUGGUCGAUCACUUUUCAAGAAAAUGGUCGACCUCUUCUACCAAGUGGUCUACCACUUGAGUCAUCUGGUCUACCACUUACGGAAAUGGGUCGAUAUAAUGACACACUUACCUUCAAGCGGUCAACCUCUUCUACCAAGUGGUCUACCAUUUGAGUCAUCCGUUCUACCACUUUCGGAAAUGGAUCGACCUGAUGACACACUUACCUCCAAGCGGUUUAACACCCUCCCUCAAAUUGAUGGUAUUGACGCAACAUCAAUUUGUGAGCUAGAAACCAAUGGUGAGCAGGAGCCACAACCUUGAUCGACAAAUCUGUCGUGUGAUCUUCAUAAGCAAUAUAAGAAAGCUCAAUGAUACCUGCUGUAACCAGUUGUCGGAUGUAAUGGACAUGAACCUCUAUGUGUUUAGUCCUAUCAUGAAGAACAGGAUUAGUAGCAAUUCUGAUAGCACUCGUGUUAUCAACAUAUAGUCGAAUAGGAAGAACACACUGGACACCCAAAUCAGCUAACAGUCGCUAAAGCCACACAAUUUUGGACGUGACCUCACUCAUGGAGCGAUACUCUGCUUCUGUAGACGAUUUAGAGACUCUCUCCUGCUUCCUGCAGCGCCAGGAAACAAAUGACUUCUCAAUCUUCACACACCAACCUGAAGUGGAACGUCGUGUAUCCAAACAACCAGCUUAAUCAGCAUCUGCAUAAGCCUCCAUAAUAGGCUCACCACCUGGUGUACCCCGAAGAGAGCGCAGAAUGUGCUGAACUGCGACCCGGUGCAUCGUCCGUGGAGCAGUCAUGUACCGACUAACCACCUGUACAACAUAAGCAAUAUUUAGCUGAGUAUUAGUCAAAUAAAUGAGACUACCAACGAUACUACGAUACAUAAUACCAUUGGACAACGGAUUUCCUGCAUCUUGGCAAAGUUUGAGAUUCUGCUCCAUGGGGGUCCACACGACUCACACUCGUCCAUCUGGGCCUCUUCUAGGAGAUCCGCGACAUACUUGCGCUGACUCACAUGUAGUCCUGCCGCAGAACGAGUAAUUUCAAGCCCCAAAAAAUAAUAUAAGUCCCCAAGUUCGUUAAGAUGAAAAGCAUUCCGCAGAUCUGCAGUUAAGGACCAUAUCAUCAACAUAAAGCAACAAGACAGUAAGUCCAUUCGUAUUAGAGAGAAGAAAAGGGAAGGAUCAUUAUCACUCUGAAUGAACCCCGAAUUAAAAAUCGUCGACUGAAACUUCUCAAACCACGCUAUAGGUGCCUACUUUAUGCCAUAAAGAGAAUGUCGCAAUAAACAGACCAACGAACUGUCACCUUUAGCAUAGCAGGAGGCCACUCCAUGUAGAUCGUUUCCUUUAAAUCCCCAUGUAAGAACACAUUUUUGACAUCCAGUUGUAGCAGACGCCACCCCUUCAUGGCGAUAAUAGCAAGCAAACUGCGGACCGUCUGCAUUUUGGCAACGAGAGCAAAUGUUUCAUCAUAGUCCACGCCAUAUUGUUGUGUAAAACCCUGAGCAACAACCCUUGCUUUACGACGUUCAAUCGAUCCAUCCGCAUUUUCCUUGAGAGCAUAAACCCAUUUACUAUCAAUCACUGAUAUUUCAGGUCAGCGAGGUACCAAAUCCUACGUAUGUUGAGUCUCAAGAGCAUCAGUUUUAGUCGUCAUAGACUUCUCCUAUUCAUCUAUGUCGCGUGUUUAUUUAUAGGUGGUCGGGACAAACACAGAAGAAGUGGCAGAGAAGGCCACGAAAUCAGAGUGGCAAGCAGGGGGCACCCUUCCGUCAUUCGAGUCGAACGACGAAGGAGCGGUCCUGGUGACUCGCCUGCAGAGGAGCUCGUUGUCGUGCUAGAGCUAGAGGACGAAGAGGAGCUCCGUAAGGAGGAGCUCAAAGACUGGGAACUGGACGAUGAUGACUCGAACGAGAGAAUGGUGGAGGCCGGAGUGGGCAAUCCAUCAUCAUCGUUGUCACCUGCUGUUGGAGGAAAACUGGGAAUGGAAAUAAGAAAGUCCAGCUGCUGACUCGAUGGAGAGGUCGCAGAAUCAUAAUAAAGAUCAUUUUCAAGGAAGACAACAUGACAAGAAAUGCGAAGAUGUCGUGCAGCAACAUCGUAGCAUGCAUACCCUUUAUGCGUCUCACUAUAUUCAACAAAAACACACUUAGCAUCCUUGGACGAGAGUUUAUUACAGUCUCGACGAGGGAGGAGAACAUAGCAUAUGCAACCAAACACACGUAACCAGCCAUAGUUGGGAAGCCGCGAAUAGAGAACCUGGUAGGGACUGCACUGCACCAAAACCGGAGUGAUUUGACGGUUAAUGAGAUACACUACAGUAUGAACAGCUUCAACCCAAAAGCUGGUCGAAACAUACGAAUGAAACAACAAAGCCCGAGUUAGUUCCAAGACAUGGCGAUUCUUUCUCUCGACUAAUCCCAAUUGUUGAGACACACAUGGACAGGAUUGCUAAGGAAGAAUGCCCUUCUGACGAAAGAUAUCACGCAAUGGAUGAGAUGAGAACUCCCCACCAGGAUUUGAACUUAGAAUCUUGAUCACUUUACCAAAUUGGGUCGAAACCAUAUGAAUAAAAUCGCAAGCUACCUCAAAGAGUUAUGAUUUCUGCUUGAGAAAAUAAACCCAGGUGUACCGUGUCAGUGAUCAAUGAAGAGAGCAAAGUUAGGGGUGUUCAAACGGUGUGGUUACCAUGGUAACCGUUUUAACCAGUACUAUUUGGAUAUUUUGGUUUGGUUAAUUUGGAUAAUUGGUUUGGUUUGGUUAAAGUUUUUAGCUUGUUUGGUUUAGGUGGUUUGGUUUGGUUUCAGACACUCCUAAUCAGCCAAACCAAAUUAACCAGAUAAAUAAUUAGCCAUAUAUCUAAUAUAUACACAUACUUAAUACUUUGAAUAACCAAUCAAGAGUUAAACGGUCAUCCUUUUAGACUCAUAAAAUAUAAAGCUUGAUAUUGUUCCUAUAAUGUAUAUUUGUAUAUGUAGAGUGUAGACCACAACAUAUGAACGCCUAAUUUAGAUAAAUCUCACACAUUAUGUUGGAUGAAAACUUGAAAGCAAUGUCCUUUUUAGCCUAUGAAAAUUGCUAAAAGACUAAGUCAAUUCAAACAAACACAACAAUUCAUUAACUCAUACCAUUGUGAUAAUUUUUUGUUAGGUGAAUACUUCUAUACUAACCGUAAGAUAAUUCUCUUAGUUGCAUGUAUUUAUUUUAAGGGUCAACUGUAACUAUGUGUUGAUUGUUAUGUUUUAUUCAUCAACAGUAUAAUUUAUAGCUGAAAAGUAAAACUGCAACCCCCAUUCAAAAUUUCCUGCCCAUAGAGUGAUUUUAGGAAGCUGAUGUGCCAGAGUGUUAAGCGGGGAAAAAAGAGUCCCGCCUGAUUUCAGAACCAAAAAACUCUCCACUACCCACUUUUUUCUCCUUCCAGGCCCACGUUCUCAUUUAAUUUGUAUAAAAAAACUCUCCACUACCCACUUUUUUCUCCUUCCAGGCCCACGUUCUCAUUUAAUUUGUAUUUUUUAUUUCCGAUUUCCCUUCCUUCUACUCUUUCACCUCAUUCGAAUAAGUUUCUUGGCCCUCAGAAAACCAAACCUUGACUCAAUCAUCUGGUUCUUU
This is a messenger RNA of Linum trigynum, 3645 nucleotides long. The record is from the annotation of a GenBank genome assembly. Lineage: Eukaryota; Viridiplantae; Streptophyta; Magnoliopsida; Malpighiales; Linaceae.